UCUUGCCUCGUGGGAUGCUCACUCGCUAACUACCCUUUAGAUCUACGAGUUGUGCUGAAGCUUGACGCUUGCCCAUGCUUGACUUGGGAAUUACGACUGGCUGAGAGCUUCAAUGGGUCCUACACGUUGUCGAGCUAGCCAAUGCUUGUGGGCAGUGGCAGCGAGGUUAUACACCUAUGACUGGGCGAGUUUUUAUAGAAUCGCCAGCUCGUCAUAACCAAAUCCGAGAUCGGCCGAGGAACCGGAUCUGAGUUUCCACAAAAACGCGGGGUUCGCGCCCCGAGGUUUCUUUCCUGCAUAUGCCGACUUCGCAAACCAAAAACCACAAUGUCGCUUGCCACAGUCCACCUGCGCGUCGCACGACCGACGAACAACAUCGAAGCCCUUUUGCCCUUCUACUGCGACGGGCUAGGCUUCGAGGUACUGCUCAAGUUUGCCGAGCACGAAGGCUUCGAUGGCGUCAUGCUUGGUCAUAAGGGGAGCGCAUACCACCUCGAGUUCACAAGCAGCAAGGCUCACGAUGCCGGCCGGGCACCGACGCAGGACAACCUGCUUGUGUUCUACCUUCCGGACAAGGAUGGCUACGGCGCUGCGGUUUCACGAAUGGAAGGGGCCGGUUUUGCUGCUGUGGCCAGCUUCAACCCGUACUGGGAUCGGUGUGGGAAGACGUUUGAGGAUCCAGAUGGGUACCGUGUGGUCUUGGCGAACAUGAAGGCGCCGGUUGUCUGAGCAGGCAUUUGUGACAGACUAAGGGUAUAUAUGCAGGCUUCAAAUGAGAAGGUGUUUUGGUUGGAUGAAAGUUUGAGCAGCUUGUCCUCCUCACUCCAGAGCUCUUUCACUGUGAUGUAUGUC
Phialemonium atrogriseum is the source of this 852-nucleotide messenger RNA. RefSeq names its product prolyl endopeptidase. The record is from RefSeq and is a predicted model, not a curated record. The coding region runs from base 328 to 729 and encodes 133 amino acids. Lineage: Eukaryota; Fungi; Ascomycota; Sordariomycetes; Cephalothecales; Cephalothecaceae. The transcript has a single exon.